UUAAAGCUCGAAUUUCAAUAAUAGUAGGGUGCCUAAUCGGUGUUGCACGUUCGUGGUCUUGGCAACACCACAGCGACCAGUCUACGGGCAACCAAACGUUCGUGCGGACACAUGUACACCGCCUCACACACGAGCAAAAUACGCGCUCCUAUGGUUUACCGUUAACCAGCAAUGCGAAACAACAUACGUGUUAUAGUGGGAUUUUGAAACAGAUUAAACAACAGCAACCUGGCACCAAUAACAAAAAAACUGGGAGCCGGUCCUACUGGCAAAAGUGGGACCGGUUCUCUUCUUGGGAAAAGUGGUAGCAGUGCACUGGGAAAAAGCGGGAGCAGUACUUUUGGAAAGACUUCGACAUCUUCCAAGUCAACCAGUGGAAAGUCUUCUAGUUUGACUCCAAAACUUUCAUCUGGGCUAGGUUCCGGUUCUGGUGGCAAGUCAUCUAUUUUCGGAGCCAGUUCAUCAAAAAGUUAUGCCGUUUCGUCGCACAGUACCCCUAAGAAUAAAACUAGCUUCGGUAUUAUAUGGAUACCUACAAGAAAACACAACAAGAAGAAGGAUAUAGUAUACAACAGCCACAACUAUUCACACUCUAGAGGGAAAUACGAAAGAACACCAUCAAUGUACAACAUGUCUGGAGAUUCACCUGAUUUUCAACCGCACAAGAAGAAAGAAGAGGAGACUGACUUGUUAAUGCCUGAGAGGACUAAGGCUCCUAUUGCAAGUAUAGCUACAGGUGGAACUGCAUUAGGAGCACCUGACGCACCCUCAGACAGCACUGCUACUGGGAAUGCUGAAGAGAAACAGGAGUUUAUUCGACAUGACAACAAAGAAGAGAGUAAAGAGGCCGCUGGGGACACAAACAGCAAGGAAUUCAAGAGUGAAAAGAGUGAUGACUAUCUUGACAAUGAUAAAGUCACAAAUAAAGCUGAGAAGCAAGAUAAGGAGGCCGACAAGUAUGGAGAUAAAGUGGACUCUGUGUACUUGAGACCUCCCCCACCGCACAAGACUAGGUCGUCCGCUUCAACCGUUGAUGAUGAAGACUGUGGCAUCAAGUGCCUAUACUACACAAUCCAAUGUUGUGACUGUGUUCUCAUGUAAGUAAAUUUUAGAUUUUAACAUUAUAUGCUCAUGUAGUAUUAAAUCUCCCAUUAUGAGCCAAUUUUAUACAACACUUAUACACAUGGUUGUGUAACAUGUAUUUUUGUACGACAAUGUGAUAUUUUAUAAAAAAAAUAAUUUACUUACUCAUCUAUUUUGGUAUUAACUGUAUACAUGUACUAUUAGUCCUAGCAUCUAAAUCGCCUGCUAUGAUUUGUAGAUUGUAAUAAGUUUGGAAUCAUUCAGUUAAUUGUUAUUUGUACUCAAAAGUUAAAAAUUCCAGUAUGUGUUUUGUGAUGUUAACUAGAAAAGCAUUCCAUUACAUUAUUUGUUAAGUGGAUAAGAUAUUUUUGUAUAAUAAUUAUACAAGUUAUCAAAGUUAUUCUUGUAAUAAAACCAGAAAUAUAAAAUGUUAUCCUUCAUUAUAUUGUAAAGAAGAAAUCCAUGUAAACAAAUUGUUUGUAUAAGUAUUGCAUAUCAUAAAAUAACAAAAAUGUUAGCAUUACUGAAACAUUUCUUUUAAGUUUUAGUCAAGACUAUUAACAAAAUAUGGAUUUACAUCAACAGCUGCAGCAGUUUGUCAGCUGUUCAUUAUAUUUUAAGUAUUUAGGUUAUAACUAUGAACUAGCAUUCACUCAUUUAAUAGUUUAAGGUAACAUUUAAGUUAUAUAUUUAAAUUAAUAACUUUUGUUUCAUAGAAAUGUUCUGUGCCAGUUGUUAUGUAUUAGAUCUGAUAUUUAUUUAGUAAUCUCAUAUUCCACUGAAUAUUUUUAUAUUGUCUUCUGAUCAUUCCUUCGCCUUUUUUUUAUGCCGGAAUAUGAAACCUACAUAUAUUAUGAUAUGAUAAAUUGUUGAUUGUCUACAUUACCGGCUUAGGUUAGUAAAUCUUGUUCCUAACAUAACCUCAUAGGUCACAAACCUACUUAAAUGAAAUAUUGUUAUACAUUUGAUCUUGUUAUAUGCAGUUAUAACAUUUCCAUUAUAUCAGUAGUUAGUGAAUUGUCCAUUAUUGCAUUAGUAAAUUUUUUACAGUUAACAAAAAAAAGUUAUACAAUACAUAUACUAUUGUUCCUGGUUCAAUUUCUGUUAGUCUGGGCUAUUGUUUACCUCAGCGGUCCUAUUUUCAUUCAGGAGAUACAGACACUCUUGGACCACCAAUGCCAAUAUGAUUUGCCUUUCGUAAAAUGAGUUUACCAAGUGUAAUGAAAUACCUUUAUAGCUUUAUUUUUGACUUUAUAUUUUGUCAUCUAUCACUAAGCGACAUGUCUCCGUCCAGAUUAGGAGUCUGUACUUGGUAUAGUAUAUAGACUGUAGAUUUAUAUUUUAAAUUUAUAAAAUGUGUACAUGUUUGUACAACUAAUAAAAUAUAAACUUGA
Trichoplusia ni (cabbage looper) is the source of this 2477-nucleotide messenger RNA. RefSeq lists its product as uncharacterized. The transcript has 4 exons. The coding region runs from base 622 to 1101 and encodes 159 amino acids. The record is from RefSeq and is a predicted model, not a curated record. NCBI's taxonomy places the organism in Eukaryota, Metazoa, Arthropoda, Insecta, Lepidoptera, Noctuidae.